CCGCGACGGGACGCGCCAUGCGCUCCUGAGCUGGGCCGUGCCGAGCCGUGCCGUGCCGUGCCCGCCGAGCCGUGCCGUGCCGAGCCGUGCCGUGCCGUGCCGUGCCGUGCCCAGCAUGGCACCCUGGCUCUGGCCGUGCCUCCUGGCCGCCCAGGCCCUGGCCGCCAACUUCCCCCCCAGGUACAGCCUCUACACCGGGGGGGCCGCCGCGCUCGGCCCCGUCCAGGCCACGGCCCCCCACGGCCCCACCGCAGCCCACGGCGCUGCCCGGGCUGCCAACCGGCACAGGAACUGGUGCGCCUACGUGGUGACGCGCAGCGUGAGCUGCGUGGUGGAGGACGGCGUCGAGAGCUUCGUGAAGCCGGAUUACCAACCCUGCGGCUGGGGGCAGCUCCAGUGCCCCCGCGUCCUGGCGUACCGCAGCUUCCUGCGGCCCCGGUACAAGGUGGCCCAGCGCACGGUGUCGGAGCUGGCCUGGCGCUGCUGCCAGGGGUACUCGGGCGACGACUGCACCGAGGGGCCGGCACCGGUGCCCCCCCAGCCCACCGGCCGCCCCCGGCCCCGGCCCGGCCGCCCCACGCUCUCUGGCUUCGGCAACCCCCUCAGCGGCCUGGGGGGCGAAGGCGGCGGGGAUGCGGAGAAGGUGCGGCGGCUGGAGGAGCAAGUGCGGCGGCUGAGCGAGCAAGUGGAGGAGCUGCGGGCCGGGCAGGAGCCGGCGGGGCGGCCGGCGGCCGGUAGCCCCGAGGGCGAGCAGCCGGCCGACGCGGCCGCCCCGGCCGAGGUGCGGGAGGUGCUGAGCCACGUCCAGCGGCGGCUGGAGGAGCUGGAGAACCGGCUGCACCGGCACGAGAGCGGCCGGGAGGGCCCGGCGGCGGCGGCGGCAUCGCCGGUGUCGGACGCGGGGCUGCGCGAGCUGGAGCGGCGGCUGCAGGAGACCUGCGCGGCCUGCGCGGCCGGCACCGAGGGGCUGCGGCGGCAGGCGGCCGAGGACCGGGAGAGGAUGCGGGCGCUGGAGAAGCUGGUGGGCUCGGUGGACCAGCGCAACCGGGAGGCGGUGGAGACGGUGCAGCGGCGCAUCAGCAGCCUCAGCAGCCGCCUGGCCCCGGCGCCCGAUGAUCUCCACCGGCGCCUGGCCGAGCUGGAGCGGCGGCUGGAGGGGCUGCCCGCGGCGGCGGCGGGGCCGGCGGGGCAAGGGCCGGUGCUGGCCCGGCGGCUGGCGGAGCUGGAGGGCCGGCUGAACGCCUCGCGGGCCGGCCCCUGGCCCCCCGAGGCGGAGGGGCGGCAGGGCGGGCUGCCGGCACACCUGGCCAACCUGAGCCGGGUGGUGGAAGGGCUGGCGGCGAGCGGGGCGCAGCGCGGCGCACGCCUGGCCGAGCUGGAGGGGCUGCUGGCCCGCUGCGGCCGGCCCUGCCCGGCCCCCCCAGAACCGACGGCAGGCAGCCGGGACGAGCAGCGCGACCCCUUCCUCCGGCAGCUGGAGCGGCGGCUGCAGGACACCGAGGAGCAGCUCCGGGCGCUGGGGGCCGGCGGGGACGGACUGGCCGGGUCCCUGCGGGGGCUGCGGGAGCUGCUGGGGGCGCAGGGGGAGGCGCUGGGGGGGCUGGCGGGGCGGCUGGGGCGGCUGGAGGCGGGGGGGGCUCUGGCAGAGGAGCUGGCGCAGCUCCGCAACCGGACGGGGCGGCUGGAGGCUGAGCUGAGCGGCGGCCCCUGCGCCCCGGAGCCGUCGCCAGAGCCGGAGCCGCCGCUCGAGGGGUUCGGCGUUUUCGGGGGCACCUCGCCCUCGGAGCUGCGGGGGCUGCGGGGCGAGCUGGCGUGGGCGCUGCUCGCCCUGGGCGGGCUGAACGCCACGGUGCAGGGGCUGCAGGACGCCCUGGACCAGCAAGACGCCCGUCAGCGCCAACUGGGCGCCAUCACCGACCGCAUCGUGGCCGAGCUGGACCAAGCGGCGGCGGCGGCGGCGGCGCGGCAAGCCGAGAGCGAGGAGCGGCUGGAGGGGCUGGCGCGGGAGCUGGCGCGGGCCGGCGGCUGCCCAGCCGGCCUGGAGCCGCGGUUGGCCAAACUGGAGGGUGUCUGCGAGCAACUGGAGGCCGUGGCGGGCGGGCUGCGGGGCGUCCGCGAGGGUCUGGGCCGGCACGUGGCGGGGCUGUGGGACGCGGUGCGGGAGCUGAACGGCACCGCCGGCGCCCGCGCUGCCGCCGUGGAGAAAGCGCUGCAGGCCCAGCUCCCGCGCCGGCUCGGCGCCCUCAACGCCAGCCUGCAGCACCUGCGCGGCGAGCUGCUCCGCCUGAGCCAGAGGGACCCCGCCGGCCCCCCCGGCCCCCCUGGCCCUGCUGGCCCCAUGGGUGAGAUGGGGCCCCCCGGCCCUUCUGGGCCCCCUGGCAAGGAUGGAGAACAAGGUCCCAUGGGUCCCCCCGGGCUGCCAGGAGAGAGAGGCGAGGUGGGGGAGCCGGGCUCCGUGCCCCGCGUCGCCUUCUCGGCCGCCCUGAGCACCCAGCGCGCCGAGCCGGGCACCGUCCCCUUCGACCAGGUCCUGCUCAACGACGGCGGCGCCUACGACCCCGAGACGGGCACCUUCACCGCGCCGGUGAGCGGGCGGUACCUGGUGAGCGCGGUGCUGACGGGGCACCGAGGGGAGAAGCUGGAGGCGGUGCUGUCCCGCUCCAACCAGGGCAUCGCCCGCCUGGACUCGGGUGGGUUCCAGCCCGAGGGGCUGGAGAAGGAGCCGGUGGCCGCGCUGCAGCCCAGCCCCGGCGCGCUCGGGGUCUUCAGCCUCCUGCUGCCGCUGGCGGCCGGCGAGACCCUCUGCGUGGACCUGGUUUCGGGGCGCCUGGCCCACGCCCCCGACGAGCCCCUCACCGUCUUCAGCGGGGCUCUGCUCUACGACGCCGAGGAGCCCUAAACCCACCGAACCGCCCCACACCCCACCCCCUCCCCCUUCCAAACCCACCCACCCCGACACGGCCAGGGGCGCAGCCGGGACCCCACACACACACACACACACCCGCUCCGUUAUUUAUCAGCACCCCUCACUCCCCUGCCGCCACACGCCCCACACCGCCCGCCCCAACCCCCCACACCGCCCCCGGCCCCCCCCCACCCCAAAAUAAAGAUGCGGCACCGGGUUUUGUA
Messenger RNA from Tyto alba (common barn owl), 3129 nucleotides. RefSeq names its product elastin microfibril interfacer 1 (gene EMILIN1). The coding region runs from base 116 to 2899 and encodes 927 amino acids. Gene Ontology annotation, molecular function: extracellular matrix constituent conferring elasticity; protein binding. Lineage: Eukaryota; Metazoa; Chordata; Aves; Strigiformes; Tytonidae. The record is from RefSeq and is a predicted model, not a curated record. The transcript has 8 exons.